ACACAUAGUCGCGUUAUGUUUUAAAUGUACACUUCUUAAUGCAAUCUUUUUUUAUUUAAAAGAAAAAAGUCAUUGCCAAUAAGAAUGAAGCAUUGUUAGAAAGACAAGAAAAUGGGAUAAUAGAAACAGAAUGAAGCAGACCAAGAUGUAUUCCUUGAAGGACUCCGCCACCGGCCAGGGAGAAGCAUGUACAUUUAGUUGAUGUGAGAUUUUCGGACAUACAAGUCGGUGAAGAGACAAACUCUACUUUAUUACCAUUGCGAUGUGAGUAAGAUCGGCCAUCUCUAGAAAAAAAAAAAGAAGAAAAUAAUGGCGCCCAAGAAAAGCAAGAAGAAAGGGAAAAAGAAAAAAAAAUCGAGUGUCAAAUCUAGCGAUGGUUUUUUUUGGAAUAUUAAUCCGCCAAUACCGAUCAAUGCUUACAGCAAUAGGAAAUGGCAUGAAGUUCAAUUGGAUAUCAAUCGAAUGAUUUUAGAAGAAAAUGCUUUGUUUUUUAACAAGAAAGGAAAACCAAAAGAACCUAAGCCAAUCAAAAACAGAGACAAGGCUUUUCAGUUUUGUGUCAUAAAGUAUUUAAAAUAUAUUUUGAUAGCUCGACGUCUGGAAGAGUGCUACACCUAUAUGAUCCACCCACAGAAACGUCUGCUUGUUAAAACCUGUCUCUCUGGCAUAUUUACACGAAUUUUGGAGCUGAAGGACUUGAUGAUAGGACUUGAUGACCGAGAGUUUCAGUUCUUCGAUGACGUGCUUCAAGAUUUAAACCUCACCCCGGAGGACGUUGUGCUACCCAUCCCAAAAUACUUCCAUGAUGAUAGAUACGAUGUCUACAAGAACAGGGAGCACAUUCUGUUAACUAUCCUUCAGAAGCUAGAAACGAAUGAAAGAACCGACAGACAUUCUGCAGUAACUAUGAACAGAGAACAAGCUGUUCUUCUUAUCCAAAGACACCAAAGAGCCUACAUGGGGCGCAUUAGGUUUUACCAGACCGCGUGCAAACUUUCGCAGAUGAGAAAUAACUAUGAACUGAUCCGGAAGGCAGCUGAUCGCUGGGCAUGCUACGUGUACAAGAUCAAGAGUAAACGUCUGCGCGAAGAGGAGCAACAAUUUCUGGGUAUGUUAUCAAAGCCCACUGACAGCAUGCAAGCCAUUUUAAAGGACCAAGAGGAGCACAUAGCUAGGAAUAAGAAAAAGGUAGAGGAUAACAUCAACUCGUAUGAGUACGAUAAGAUUAUGCUUGAAGAUGAUAUAUUGACCAGAGAAGGGCCGAGCAUGGCAGAAAAUCUCAAGUACAAUAUUAUACAAUGGCUACUUGAAAUCAAAAACCUUGUUGGGGUUUUCCCUGACUUACCAGACGAAGAAAUGGGUGGAAGCAGUUUUCUGUUCAGCUCCAAAACUGUAAGACAGGUUGAGGAAGACAUUAGAGAAAUGUUUGACGACAAUAAGUCGAAGAAACCAGCUAAAAAGGAAUCCAAGAAAAAAGAAAAGAAACAGAAAGAAACCAAGAAACCCAAAAAAGGUGAAGAAGAAGAAUUUGAAUGGACAAUUCCCCAAUCUCAAGUCAUGCCGUUGUUGACAGAGGAAAAGGAGGAGUACAUGAAAUACUGGUUUUAUAAGGACGACUCCAAGAACAUCCACCAGAAACACGAUGCGCAAAUAUUAAAAGAGGCAAUACGUCUGAAAAUAGCAGAGCAGAUUAGAUUAGAAGUGGAUAAGUUGAUGCGAUUUGAGCUUGAAAAUAUGAAGAUAUCGAUAGAGAAAGCUCCACUGGUCAAGAAAAAGAGUAAGAAGAAAGACAAAAAGAAAAAAGGAGGGAAAAAGAAGAAAGGUAAAAAAGAGAAAGAUUUGACCAAAGAUCGGACUAUGGAAGAUCUCUACCAAGAGCUUGUUUUGAAUGAAAUCAUUAAGAAACCGGAUCCCAUUCAUCUCUCGGAAUUUCUUGGCGCCUUCUGCUACUCCGGGACAAAUACUCAGGAAUCCAACCUCAACCCAUUGCCCUCACUGGCAGACGUAAGACGACUUGUCACUGAGUUCGCCAUACUUCCGCUCGGCUCAGAAGAUAUUCAUCAAUUGGCUCCGUUGAACAGAUCUCUUCUCUUAGCUGGAGUUCGAGGAACUGGCAAAAAGAUGCUUGUGAACAUUAUCUGCCAUGAAGCUGGGGCGAAUCUCUUUGACUUGACUCCGACUAAUUUGAUGGGCAAGUAUGACUCUAAAGCCGGAAUGAAAAUGUUAAUGCAUCUUAUUAUGAAGGUCGGUAAGGCGCUGGAACCUUCAGUGUUUUGGAUUGACCAGUGUGAGAAAAUGUUCCUGAAAAAGAAAGACAAAACCGAUCCAGCGAAGCCAACGAAAUGGGUUAAAAUUCUUAAUAAAACAAUCAAGAAAAUCAAGAAUGGUGAUAGGAUGUUGUUGAUUGGAACCACUAAGAGACCCAAUCUGGCCAAACAGAAAUCACUUGCUAAAUUCUUUAAAAAGACAAUCAUUGUUCCCUUGCCAGAUUAUGGAAGUAGAUAUCAAAUUUGGCAGCAUUUUAUUGGUGAACUUGCAGGAUUGUCUCAUUAUGAGGUGGACAAUAUGGAUUUUUCUUCACUCACUAAGGUGACUACAGGCUUUACUGUCAACGCCAUCAAAGAAACAUGUCAAGAUGUAUUGACUAAAGAACGAGUCGAUGCCAUGAGAAACAAACGCAGCGUUCUGAAGCCAAUAGAGUUUGUGUAUAAGAUCGCCUGCUUUGAACCGAUCUAUCGAGAGGAGCACGAGGACUUCCUGGACUGGUACAACAAGACACCGCUGGCCAAGAAACGUCUGGACAGACUGAUGCCAAGUGGCGACCAGGGGAAAGAGAACAAGGGGAAAGCAAAGGAGAAAGGGAAGAAAAAGAAAUGAAUAGUUAUCUUACCUUUUAGGAAGAAUUAUCUUUCAUUGAAUAAAGUAUAUUUGUUUACUUUGUAUUCAUCUGUGUGGACUGAAUAGUGGGAACAAUCUUUACGCAAACUGAAGAGUAUUAAAAAAAUAAAUGUCAAGUUUCGUUAUU
Biomphalaria glabrata is the source of this 3025-nucleotide messenger RNA. Its product is annotated as dynein regulatory complex protein 11-like. The transcript is spliced from 10 exons. Bases 310 to 2877 code for a protein of 855 amino acids. The record is from RefSeq and is a predicted model, not a curated record. Gene Ontology annotation, molecular function: ATP hydrolysis activity; ATP binding. NCBI's taxonomy places the organism in Eukaryota, Metazoa, Mollusca, Gastropoda, Planorbidae.